GCGAUGGGCGUGAGUCAGUCUGGCGUUGGCCGUGUUUGCGAGAGGAAGUACAGUGUGAGUUCGCGCAAGGAGACCGCUACCAUGAGGCAACUGAACCACGACAACGCUGUCCCUCAGCUGCCGCCCAAGAUGAGCAUGAGCAAGGCACCGGCGCCGCCCCCCGCGAGUGAGAUCACCAAGGAGAUGCGUAAGCUGUCGUUCGAGGACAAGGAAUCGCGUAAUAACAAGGAUGUUAAGCAGCAGCCGCAGGAACAGCCGGCGGCCAUGCCUCUCCCGCAGGAGUUUGUGGUUAAGUACCUUGGCCGUCGCGACGCUGGCGGUCUCUGGGGCAUUAAGCGGAAGCCCGUGGACGACAUGGUGGCGCGCGCCAAGGAGAUGAAGCCCGGGGACACGCUGCCCUUCCUCAAGAUGACGGUGAGCGAGAAGGGCGUCAGCAUCUCCGAGAUGCCCCAGAACGUCAACAAGAACUUCGAAGGAGGCUUCUACAACAUCGAUGUGAUCAGUUAUGGCGUGCAGGACCUCGUGUACACGCGGGUGUUCGCCAUGAUCGUGGUCAAGGAGGAGGCGGCCAGCAUCGCCAAGUCGCAGCACCCUUUCCAGUGCCACGCCUUCGUCUGCGACUCCCGCCACAACGCCCGCAAGCUCACCUUCGCCCUCGCUCAGGCCUUCCAGCAGUUCUCGAAGGAGGUGAAGGCCAACAAGUCCACUCGGAAACCCAAGAAGUUCGCUAUCGAUCUCCGCUCUCCCGAAGAGAUCGAGGUCGACCUCAAGGAAGCUGAUUCUGAGGCUUAGACGCGGCAGUGAGAUUCGAGUGUCGGAUGGAGGGUGAGCUGGAAGAUGAAGAGGAAGGAUAGAAGGAAGAAGAGAAGGAAAAAAAGAUAAGAAGAGAGUAAAAAAAAGUGAAAUGGUGUCUUGAGUGAUGAAAAUAACUGAAAAAAGAUUAUGUUGCCGGGUUUUUACUCUUAGUGAUGAAAAAAUACCAAUGAAAAAAAAACAUAAAGAGAAAAAAGUCACUGUUGAAAUAACCAGUGUCCGAGACUUGAUAUUUCGUGAAACGAAGAAAAAGCAUGAAUAAAAAAGGAGAAAUAGUAAAGUGAUACAAAUCAAGUUGUAAAUCCAGGGCAGUGUAAUGGCGUGAGCUGAUAAGUGCAAGAGAUAAUCUCUUAUCGUGUCACGUGACAGAUAAAAGAAGGAAAAUAGUUUUUUUUAAUACGUUUAAGCCAAAGUUUUAGAAUGAGAUAGUUUUCCGAUUUUAGGUAUAAAAAAUCGCUUAAAACUGAUUUCAAUCUAUUAUAAUAUCCCUAAUACCUGAAUUAAUGAAGUCUAUUUGAAAAA
Messenger RNA from Penaeus monodon (black tiger shrimp), 1335 nucleotides. RefSeq lists its product as uncharacterized. Lineage: Eukaryota; Metazoa; Arthropoda; Malacostraca; Decapoda; Penaeidae. The record is from RefSeq and is a predicted model, not a curated record.